AUGGAAGAAGCAGCACAAAAAGCUGUCGCUGCUAUACAAGCAGGGGACACAGCAGCGGCGCAGAAGAUCAUUGGCUCUUUAACCUCCCCUCAUGUGCAGCAGGCCCUACAAACCACCAAAGAAAUAGGCAACAAAUGCUUCAGAACAGGAAAGUAUGCAGAGGCUCUUUACCACUACCAAGAAGCCAUCACAGGCUACAGGUGCUUGAAUCCUAACCAGCAGCAGCCAACGCAGCAAAAACAGAAGCAGAAGCAACGGCACCAACAGCAACAACAGCAGCAGCAGCAGCAACAGCAAGAGGAGGAGUGGCGUAAUCAGCUACAGCAACUAUAUUCUAAUCGUAGCGCAUGCUUUUCUUGUCUUAAUCGAUAUGAGGAGGCCCUUGAAGCAGCAAGAGAAUGCAUUCGUCUCAACCCCAAAUGGCCAAAGGGAUGGUUUAGAGCAGCGCGUGCCUUGUAUGGGCAGCAGCAGUACGCUUCUGCCCUCAAAGCCUUCCAGUGGGCCCAGCAGCAGCAGACGCAGCUGCAGCAGCAGACCCAGCAACAGCAAGGCGACAGCUUAGCAGCUUGGAUAGAAAAAAGCAAAGAAAAACUUGAGCAGCAAAAGAGGGUUUUGCGGUGCAGCACAGACUACAGCAGAUUUGAACAACUGCAACAAGAAGCAAACGAAAUAGAGCUGGAAGAAAAAGCAGCAGCAACAGCAGCAGACGAAGCAGGCGGGCCCUCCUUGGAGUUUGCCCCCACAACGUCGGAAGAGCAGCGCCGCCAGAUUGAGGCACUAUUAACAGGUGCGCAAGGACCAUCUGCAUCUGGCGGCAGCAGCAACAGCAGCAGAAGCAGCAGCAGCCUGUCAGAAUUUCUGAGUUUUAAACCCUCCGAAAGAGAUGCAGAUACACCGCAAGAUUAUGCUGCAGCGUUUGAUGACCUCGUUGCUGCUCAAGCUGCCUCCAAACAGGAGCACAAGCAGCACCAGCAGAGUCAGCAGCAGUUGAUCGAGGCACAGACUGGCGUUGCGCUUUGCAAGUACAUACAGAUGGGGACGGAUAUAAGAGAAGCACAGCGCUGCCGCAGAGCAGCAAAUUGCCCGCUUGCCAUCGCCUUUCGCUUGGGCGCUCAGCGAACCAUCAGGCAUCUGCUGGAGUGCAGCAGCAGCAGCCGGAGCGGCAGCAGCGACAACAAUUGCAGCGGAUGCGGCAAAAGCAGCUGCACUACCAGAAUGAGUAGCUGCUGCAGCAGUUCUCUCAGACACAGCAACAGCAGUCGCGGCACCAUAGGCGACGCGGACCGAACUGCGACAGGCAUUGCCCCAGCCGAACAGCAGCAGCAGCAGCAGCAUUGUCUGUUUGUCGUGGCGACAUACGCCGCAGUCCUAAGUGAGGAGAGCGCUAUGGAGGCCUCGCGCAUCUUGCCUAUUAACCCUUACCUUCUGCAGUUGAAGCAGCAGCAACACCAACAGGAGCAGCAGCAACAAGCCGAGGGGGAAGAACAACAGCAGAAGCUGAGGACGGAGAAGCGGGAGACAGAGGAGGUGGCGAAAAGCACGAAUGCUGCUGCUGCUGGUGCUGCGGCUUGCAGCAACAGCAACAGCAGCAGCAGAGGGACCGGCAGCCGCAGCAGCAAGACGCCCACUCCGUUGCUGCUGCAGCAGCCAUUUUCUUGUGUCUUGCUAGAUCCCGUGUUGUUUGAGGUGGGGAUACUGGGGAGACAGCUGCUGCCGCUUACGCGGCAUGUUCGAUCCCUUUGCGUCUCCCGGCCUGUUGUUUUUCCUUCAAGCGUGAAGGUUUGGAUCCAGGCAUUUGAAGUUCGCCUUCCGCACCUUCAGCCUCUCACCGCAGCAGCCGCAGCAGAAACGGGAGGACCUGCGUCGGCAACACCAGAACCAGCAGCAGCAGCAGCAGCGGACAAGUUGAGGAAAUUUGAUUUGGCUCCUUUUGAGGCAGCAGCUCGGUGGACGGCACAUGCAGAUUCAGUUGCAUUGCAGCUGUGCUCGUGUGAAACGGAGGAAGAAGCAGCAGCAGCAGCAGUACCAACUGCAGCAAAGCCAGACGCAGCACAAGAUGCUGCCUGCCACAUCUACGGAGAUAUCUGUACACCGCGUACAGAGGCAAAGGCAGUGCUGUCCUUUCGAUUUGACGGCCCCUUAGAGAGCCUUGACCAGGACAUUCCGCUGCAGCAAUCCGUAGAAAUGUAUCUCGACGGGAUCGGAAGGCCCGGAAUGGUAAACGCUUUCGCCCUUUGGCUCGAGUUCUUCGAGCAGCACCAUCCAGCAGCAGCAACACCAGCGAAAGCACCAGAAGAAAGCACAGCAGCAGCAGAUGCGGAAGCAAAUAAAGGCGGUGUACAGAAGGAGAAAACACUUCCGAGCAGCCAAAAUGCUCACGCAUGCGUGUAUGCAAACGGGUCCGCCUCCGCCACUCGCAAUGGCUGGCAGCACCAGCACCGGCCUAAGCGGCAGCAGCAGCGUCUAUUCUUCUCCACCUCUCCUCAUGCAGAAACACCUGACAGCUAUUCCCGCGAGACAGAAAAAGGAGUAGCAUCAGCACCAGCAAUAGCAGUAGCAGAUGGGAGGCAUAGAGGGAAGAGACAGGUGAAGCAGGGCCUCUUCUGGGUGUCUCCUGUUUUAAUUCAACAUGGGGAACGUCUUCGAGUUAAGCUGGUGCAGAAGCCCACAAGGCUCUCCAUCAGAAUUCUAGAGACCUCCCGUCUCCCUUGUUCCCCCACUGGAGCAGCGGCAGACGCAGAAGCAGCAGCAGAAGAACAAGGAGCAGUAGCUCCAUCACGCCGAGUGUCGGCUGCAGAUGAACAACGACGAGCUGUGGCCCCUCAUCAGCUGGACUUGGCUCGCGAUCCCGUCUUGGUUCACUUGCUGCAGGUUGCGCUGCUGCAGCUGCUGCAGCAGCAAAUCAAGUCAUUCGACAAGAGCGUUAAGAGGCGCGUGCGGCUGCUGCAGGCAGCUACUGCAGCAACAGGUCCAUUGGGGGCCCCCAAGGGUCCCCAGCAGCAGCUGGCAGAGGCGGUAAAGCAGUCGCCUCCUUUGUCUGUGCUGUGCAGUGGCGGCUGCGCGCUGCUGCCGCUGUUGGCGCUGCAGGCAGCAGCCCUUGCCUACUACUGUGCUGCUGAAUUGAGGGAGGUUCGGCUGUGUGGGACCCCACUGCCUCUAAAGCUGUUUGCCGCUGAGCCUCUAACGGGCGCCUUCGAGGUAAUGAAGAAGCUGCUGCUCUGUAACGCCGAGCAAACUCUCGGGGCCCCACAGGCAAAGCCUACGAAACUCACACAUCCUUCAGGAGGGUGGAGAUCAUUUAAGGAGCUCGGCGCAGCCGACGCAGGAACAGCACUGCAGCAGCAGCAGCGAGGUUCAGCUGUCUGCAGCAGGGGUACUGAGGCUGCCUUGUUGAUGAGAGCGAAGGUAAAGGAAGCAAUGGUGGCUGUGCAAACGCCUCUCCUCUCCCUCUUGCCCCCGGAAGAUGCUGAAGACACCACGGUACUUCUGGCUUUUGCAGAAGUACACCACAUGGAGCCUGGGAGCAAUAUCAAGGAGCACCUGCAGCAGCAACUGCAGCAACAGCAGCAGCGUGACGGUGCCGUGACCCCUGGAGGACUCUUCCGGCUGCCUGUCUGCGCCUCCCUUUUCGCAUCAUUGGCUCUGGACAAUGCCGGCUUGGGCGAAGGAAUUUCUAUCUUCUCUAAAUAUGCAUCACUGGUAACUCAUAGCGGCACGCAAAUACUCAACAGCAACACCAACAGCAACAGCAACAAGAACAACGACACAACAGCAUUAGCACCAGCAACGACAGCAGAAGCAGCAACACCAGCAGGGCCAGAUGCUGUAGUAGCAACUGUAACUCCAGCAACUCCAGCAGCAGCCGACACUGCAGUAGUUGCUGCAGCAGCAACACCCACACAAGCAGCAGCAAGUAGGGCAGUAGGCCCUGUUGAGAAAAAGGGAAGCCACUUUGCUGCUGUCCCGCUUGCGAGUGAUGGGCGUAGUGCUUCAGCUUGGGGAAGUGAUAGCAGCAGGAACCGGCGCUGCAGAAGCAACAGCAACAACAACUCCAAGAGCGGCCGCAGCACCUGGGGUGGGGAGGCAAACAGACACAGGGCAGCAGCACACAAGAUCCUUCCCAUACAAGCCUCCCGCAGCGGCACGGCAAACACGCUGGCACUUUGGUUCGAAUUCUCUCUCGGCAACUUCACCAUCUCUACGCAGCCGAAAUCCAUCAGGAACCUUCUGCACCAGCAGCAGCAACAGCAGCAGAAGCAGCAGGUGCACGGUGGCGCCUGUUGUGGGUCACCAGCAGCUGCAGCAGGAACAGCAGAUGCUUUCGCUGGUGCUGCUCCCGAAGAAUCGUGGGAAAUCGAUCACUACACGAAGGCGUGGAGACAGGCAAUUGUUUAUCUGCCACCGCUAAAAGUCUCAAGGGGAGAUACAAUCGACCUUCGGAUAUCUGCUGGCGACGCCACUCUAAAGGCAUCCAUCAUCGCUUCCCCCAGCGAAGGGCAGCAAACAGGGGCCUCAGAUGAAAGGGAGUACGAACUGCGCAUGCAGCAGCAGUGGAAAGCUUUGAGGGAGUCACAGCAAAAGGCCUCCGAAGCGUGGAUGCAUUUGCUAUUCUCCUCUACAGACGCAACCGCAGCCGCUGCUGCUUCGCGUCCUCAGCCAGCGCAGAUUGCAGCCGCAGCAGCAGCCAUCGCCUGUUCGCCUGCUGAACAGCGGAGCUUCUUCCUGGACCCAUUUGAAGCUGCGGGAAUCCUGCGCGCUCUCUUCUACUAA
Eimeria maxima is the source of this 4770-nucleotide messenger RNA. RefSeq lists its product as hypothetical. Bases 1 to 4770 code for a protein of 1589 amino acids. The record is from RefSeq and is a predicted model, not a curated record. Gene Ontology annotation, cellular component: SWI/SNF complex; nucleus. NCBI's taxonomy places the organism in Eukaryota, Apicomplexa, Conoidasida, Eucoccidiorida, Eimeriidae. Gene Ontology annotation, molecular function: protein binding; transcription coregulator activity. The transcript is spliced from 18 exons. Gene Ontology annotation, biological process: regulation of transcription by RNA polymerase II.